Molecule: messenger RNA, 870 nt
Organism: Anopheles nili
Lineage: Eukaryota; Metazoa; Arthropoda; Insecta; Diptera; Culicidae
Exons: 5
Coding region: 1-870 (289 amino acids)
Source: RefSeq, a predicted model, not a curated record
AUGAAUUUAUCACAAAGUGCAGUUGCAUUUCUGAGCCUGUUUCUGUUAUGCUAUGCCCGAAAAACAAAGGCUUGCAACCGUGGCUUCCAGCUGGUUAUCAACCGCAUCGAAAACUGUGCCGGCGAGGGUCAAAUCAUCACCAUCGACCCAAAUUCCAAUGUCACGCUGACGGAGGAUUGCAAAGUUAAAUCCAAAGCCACGGCGCGCACCAUCGGAUUCCAAACGGCCGAGAUGCAAGUGACCAUCACCAAGAACGGGCUGCCGGUGUUGAAGGAAACGAUCGACAUUUGUGCGAAUUUGGAAGAAGCGGCCAGCAACAAGGAGGCGACAGAGAUCAUUACCAUGCUCGGUGUGCCAGACCACUGCCCGGUGAGUGCUUCCGAGAUUCGAACGGACGAAAGCCAAACGUACAGCCUGGAGAAGUACAAGCAACACUUGCUAGUGGCACAGGGAAGAGCCAUUAUCGACGUGUUGAUCAAGCAUGACAAGGGUGAAAGCUGCUUCAAGAUAGACUUGGACGUAACGGCUCCUAAUGUUCUUGCACCCGGAAGUGCACCCGUCCGUGCCGCCGCGUUGCAGCUACUUCCGGCGCUGGCCAAGGACACGAACGAGCUGGACCAGAGCGAUCAACGGCGCAUCAAGCGUAGUUUUGACAUCGGUGGCAUUCUGAAGACGAUCGGACUGGACGUGGACGUUGGUGGGCCGGCGUUAAACUUUAACUCACCGAACGUUACGCUCGAUACGCCCGUCGGAGUUGUCGGAUGCAUCGGAAGUCGUAGCCGACGGGAUGGUGGCGUACGGCGUAGUCCUGAUGCUGAAUCGCUCGAAACGAGCAAAGAACGGAAUGGUCCUUCGAACGUGUCGUUCUGA